AUGGGUUCCUGCAUUAGCAAAUGCACACCCAAAAAACACUUCCUACAACAAUUCAACAAUGUCCAAGACAAGUUGAUAAUUUCACAGCCUCCUCCUAGGAUCACCAUCCCUCCAAUUUCUGCUUCCAACAAAAUCUCACCUUGUCCUCAAUCCCCUUCCAACUCCACUUCCUCUGCCUCCUCCUUCCCUUGCACCACAAGCACUUCCUACACAAGCGCUUCCUCCUUGAGCUCAGCCUUGUCAAGUGCUUCUUCGGCCUCCAGCUCGAAAAUUGAUCGUUCUUUCUCCAACGAGUUCUUGUGGUCGUGUUACAAGGAGAACCCGCAUGUCAUUCGCAUUAACUCGAUCAAAGAUGCAAGCUUUUCGAGAUUUUCCCCAUCGGCAUUGCCACAAAAGCCGGUUUCUGCCACUGUAGUGAACAAGAAGCCGCUGCCGAACCUUAAAAGGGCAAAUGUGUCAGUUACACCACAGAAGAGAGUGAGAUCAAGCUCACCAAAUUCUCUAGGAAGGCAAAAGAGCUUCCGAAAAGAGCCAGAGAGGCCUAUGAUCUCUGCAUAUUCACAUCCAAGUAGAACUUUGAGGUCACCCUCCCCAAGUAGAAGGUUCAACAUGCCAAUCCCACCAAAAGAAUUAAAUCAUUUGAGACCUAACAGUGCAUUGAAUGUUAGGCCUGCAGGUUCAUAUUGUUGCGCGACGGACCAGCGUGAGGCCGGUACUAAAUCCACAUCCAAGACUUGUAUCGAGCCACACAACCCCUACGCGAAUUACAAUAAUUCGAGCCGGCGACUUCGGCCUUGUUUGAACAGCAGAGAAACAGAGAUGAGAAUUCACAGGAUCACCUCUAAAAUCGAUGAGGUUGCAGCUGGAGAAGCACUGGCUGACUAUAUGGACUCUCUUCCUGCUGAGGACAUUGAUAACCCUUUAAUUUCUCUUGAUUGUUUUAUUUUCUUGUAG
This is a messenger RNA of Malus domestica (apple), 954 nucleotides long. RefSeq lists its product as uncharacterized. Lineage: Eukaryota; Viridiplantae; Streptophyta; Magnoliopsida; Rosales; Rosaceae. The record is from RefSeq and is a predicted model, not a curated record.